AUGGGUCGUGGCUUUAAUUUUCGACUUUUGUAUCGAGUCGUUUUCUUUUCCUUCGGUCUGAUUUUCGCCUCUUUUUACCGUGGUGGUGAUUCAGAGUCUGUCUCGUCAGAGUAUGGCAGGCGAGAAGAUAAAACAGAAGCGAACAAAUUUAAAGAUGAAUUCAAAGGCACACCCUUGAAUGUUGACGUUUCUCUCAAACAAGACGAACGCGCCCCGAACUUGACAGAAAAUGAUCAACAAAUUGAUGGCCGCAAUGCGCGGAAGAAAACAGAUUUUUCAAAGAUGGUUAGAAAAGGUAACAUUUGAAAAAUAUUAAUGUGAGAAUGUUAGCAUUUCAGAAGAAGUAAUUGUUAACCUAUAUACUUUAUUUUUAGCAAAUGCGAUGAAAACACUCCGAAAUGAAAGAAUACAAAAGAUCCCAGUACUGCAUUUUCCAACUUCAUCGCCGUCUGAGGUAAACUUUCCACGCGAAGAAUCGACAACCAUCUCCCGCUCAAAUGAGACAGAAUGGCAAAAAGAUGGCGGUAAAAAUAUAUAUUUAUUGGAAGAUCAUUUCUUUCACGAGAAUGACUUGAGAGAAACAGCCAAAAGAGAAAUGUUCGCUUCACUCACAAUUCAACAUCUCCGGAACAGACGUGAAAUUGAUUUGAAAUCUGAGUAUACCCAGCAAGAUUUGUUAAUGUGCAACGAUUCAAUCAUCAAUAUAAAAUACGAUGAUGAAUACAAAGUUGGGACUGACUUUUCAAUAUUCUAUAAGAACAUGGUGUACGAUUAUACUGAGUAUCGAGUUCUGAAUCAUGGCAUAAAGAUUUGUAAUUCCACUGAUGACUAUGUAAGGAAUAUUUGGAAAAUACGCAAUAAAUAUGUAAAGGCGACAAUGCAUCAAAAAAGUUGCAAUAAACCCAUUAAAGAGUCUUGGUUGUACCAAAAGUAUUAUACCGUAAAUAAGCAGUUCACUAUCUAUUUGGGAGGUCGUGGCCAAUAUUUCACAAGAAAUGACUAUGGGGUGAAAGACGGUAAACCUUAUAUAUGUGAUGAAAAGUUCAGACCCACAUCAACAAGGUAUAUCCAGGAAGAUCUAUUAAUGUGCAACGAUUCAAUCAUGAAUAUAAAAUACGAUGAUGAAUACAAAGUUCGAACUGACUUUUCAAUUCUUUAUAAGAACAUGGUGUACGAUUAUAGUGAUUAUCGAGUUUUGAAUGUUAGCAUAAAGAUUUGCAACUCCACUAAUAAUUAUGUAAGGAAUAUUUGGAAAGUAUGUAAUAAGUGGGUAAAGGCUACAAUGCAUCAUAAAAGUUGCAAUAAACCUAUUAGAGAAUCUUGGCUGUAUCGAAAGUAUUACACUGUGAAUAAGCAGUUCACUGUCUAUUUCGCAGCUACGAGGCAAUAUUUCACAAGAAAUGAUUAUGGACUGCGAGACGGUAAACCUUGUACAUGCGAAGAAAAAUUCAGACCCAAAUCAACAAAGUAUACCAAGGAAGAUCUAUUGAUGUGCAAAGAUUCUAUCAUCAAUAUAAAAUUCGAUGAUGAAUACAAAGUUCGGACUGACAUUUCAAUACUCUAUAAAAACAUGUUGUACGAUUAUACUGAGUAUCGAGUGCUGAAAGAUGGCAUAAAGAUUUGUAAUUCCACUGACGACUAUGUAAGGAAUAUUUGGAAAGUACGCAAUAAAUGGGUAAAGGCGACAAAGCAUCAAAAAAGUUGCAAUAAACCCAUUAGAGAGUCAUGGUUGUACCGAAAGUAUUACACUAUGAAUAAGCAGUUCACUGCCUAUUUGGGAGGUCGUGGCCAAUAUUUCACAAGAAAUGACUAUGGGGUGAAAGACUGUAAACUUUAUAUAUGUGAUGAAAAGUUCAGACCCGCAUCAACAGAGUAUACCCAGGAAGAUCUAUUAAUGUGCAACAAUUCAAUCAUCAAUAUAAAGUACGAUGAUGAAUACAAAGUUCGGACUGACUUCUCAAUACUCUAUAAGAACAAGGUGUACAAUUAUACUGAGUAUCGAGUUCUGAAUGAUAGCAUAAAGAUUUGUAACUCCACUGAUAAGUACGUAAGGAAUAUUUGGAAAGAACGUAAUAAGUGGGUAAAGGCGCUAAUGCUAUAUAGAAUUUGCAAUAAAGUCGCUAUAUACUUUGUGUUUACCCGUUGGGAAUACACUUUGCUCAAGGAUUUUAGAGUUAGCAUUUUGGCAACAAAACAGCUGAUAACAAAGUACGAUUAUGCUGUGUUUGAAGGUAAACUUAUAACAUGUGUGACUGAAUGCGCCAAUUUUACCUUUACUAUAAAAUAUGAAGAUGAAUACAGUGUAUGGAACAACUUCUCAAUGAUGUACCAAGGUCGAAUGUACUCAUAUGACAAGUACAGAAUAACGGAUGAUGGUCUACAAGUUUGUAAUUCUUCUGACCGUCUCAUUAAAGAAAAAUGGCGGAAUUUCAUUGUUUCGGAAAAGAUAACGACUGCUUUCAAACAUUGUAAUGUAUCUGUGGACGGUUUUUUCUUCGAAAAUUACACAUUACAUACAAACUUGAUUGUCUUCUUCAAACCUACCAAUCAAAAUUUCACAAGGCAAGAUUACGGAGUGAUUAUGGGAUAUUUUGCAAUUUGUUCAAGAAAGCUCAGAUUGUCCUGCAAUGAUGAUUUGGUCAAAGUAAAGUACGGUGAACAAUACAACGUUUUUAGAAACUUUUCGCUGGUUUACAACAACAAAAUAUACGAUUAUCGCGAAUAUCGAUUAAGUCACAACAGUCUUCAAAUAUGUGUUUCCAAUGAUUCAAGAGUCCAGACGAUUUGGAGAACCGCAAAUUCGUGGAAAAAGUCAUUGCCCGCAUCCUGUUAUCGUUCUUAUAAAUUAAAUGCAGGAUACUACACUGUGACAAAGCAGUUUGCUGUGUAUUCGGCAGAUAACGGUCAAUAUUUCAAAAGAAAUGACUAUGCGGUGAUAGACGGUAAACCUUAUGUAUGCGGCAAGGAAAACUUAACACCAAUAUACGUAAUUACAAACUUUAAGGUUAUUAUAGCACCAUUAUGUGCUUUAGCGCUUUCUAUUAUUUCUUUGCUAUUGUUGUUGAUUGUUUACUGUAUGCUUCCAGAACUGCGUACACUUCCUGGUUUGAAUUUAAUGAGUUUUAGCUUCGCCUUGCUGUUGUGGCAGACUUACCUUGUAGUAUUUUUGUCACUGUAUUCUCAUGUAGGUAAACUGUUUGAGAUACCAUGUGCAAGGCUGUUUGUAGCAAAUAAGUUUAUGACGUAUAGUAUAAUUAUGAAUGCUGCGGUUAAUGUCUAUCACUUAAAGAAAACAUUUUGCGGCGAUACUCCAGUGAAAUCUGAUGAACUGAAGAAGUGGAACAGAUUUUUGAAGUAUUGUCUCUUUAGCUGGGGAGUUCCUGUCAUUAUAACGAUUGUUUACAUUGUGCUAAUAAAGAAAAAUAUUCUAAGGUUCGAUCAACCUGUUGCGUCUCUGAAGAACAACGUUCAAUCGAGCUUAAGUUUUUAUCAACGCGUUGUGUUUGCGAAUGGAAAUCAUGGAGAUGCGACGGCAAAUAAAACAAGGAUGUAUCAACCCAUUGCAUUCUUCAAGAAAAAUGUCCAGUCAAAGUUUAAUCAAAGCAUUGUACCUUGGAAGGAAGAUGCGACGGAAGAUGAUGCAAGGAUUUAUCAACCUAUUGUAUCUUUGAAGAAAGACGUUCAGUCAAGCUUAAAGUUUUAUCAACGCAUUGCAUUCGCGAAUGGAGAUGGGAAAGAAGAUAAUGCAAGGAUUUAUCAGCAGAUCUCUGCAGAUUGUAUCAAUGGUCGAAUUACUCCCGAUUGGUCAGCUGAUGUUGAUGUAUAUGGCCUUCAAGGUUGUCUUUUGUUGUACAUUAUUGGAAUGUUCAUCUUUACUGCUUAUCGAAUUCGCCCAAAACUCAAGGCAAGCAGGAACAUUGCACAGAAGUCGAAUGUUGUUAAGCGUCAUAAAUUUGUCAUACUGCUCAAGCUGUCAACCACUGCAGCCUUAAGUUAUUGGUUUCCUCUCUUCAUAUCUAGAAUCGUGGAUUUUGAUUUCGACAUAAAGAUAGCGCUGUAUACUGUAACGUUGCUUACUGGUGCCUACAUUGGUAUUGCGUUUGUCUUCACACGAAGAAAUUAUCAGUUGCUCAAGAAAAAAUAUUGCCCUGCAAACAAUAACCCGCCAGUUAAUAACGAAAUUCCGCUGAACAGACUAUAG
Paramuricea clavata is the source of this 4201-nucleotide messenger RNA. The record is from the annotation of a GenBank genome assembly. NCBI's taxonomy places the organism in Eukaryota, Metazoa, Cnidaria, Anthozoa, Malacalcyonacea, Plexauridae.